Pogona vitticeps (central bearded dragon) is the source of this 3141-nucleotide messenger RNA. RefSeq names its product guided entry of tail-anchored proteins factor 3, ATPase (gene GET3). Gene Ontology annotation, molecular function: ATP binding; ATP hydrolysis activity. Gene Ontology annotation, biological process: tail-anchored membrane protein insertion into ER membrane. Gene Ontology annotation, cellular component: GET complex. The record is from RefSeq and is a predicted model, not a curated record. NCBI's taxonomy places the organism in Eukaryota, Metazoa, Chordata, Lepidosauria, Squamata, Agamidae.
CGGUUUCGGUCGCUUUCAUCAGCCUUUUGUGACGCGCGCCACCUGAGCCCGCUUGGCGGUUAAGGGAGCGCAGGGGGGGGGGGCCGCGCCGUCACUUCCCCGCGAGGCAGGCCCGCCCCGAGCGCGAGCGGCGCCUCUCCCUGGAACAUGGUGUAGCCGGGCGCCUGGUCACGUGACUUCGUUCCAAGAUGGCAACGGCCGGGUCUGGGCUGGGAGGCGAGGCGGACGAGUUCGAGGACGCGCCCGAUGUGGAACCGCUGGAGCCGACGCUGAGCAAUAUUAUCGAGCAGCGCAGCCUGAAGUGGAUCUUCGUGGGAGGGAAGGGCGGGGUUGGCAAGACCACCUGCAGCUGCAGUUUAGCUGUACAACUCUCGAAAGUGCGGGAGAGCGUCCUUAUCAUCUCAACGGACCCUGCUCAUAAUAUCUCAGAUGCUUUUGACCAGAAAUUUUCCAAGGUUCCCACCAAAGUAAAGGGCUAUGACAACCUUUUUGCCAUGGAAAUUGAUCCUAGCUUGGGUGUAGCUGAACUUCCAGAUGAAUUUUUUGAAGAGGAUAACAUGCUGAGUAUGGGCAAGAAGAUGAUGCAAGAGGCCAUGAGUGCCUUUCCUGGUAUUGAUGAGGCCAUGAGCUAUGCUGAAGUGAUGAGGUUGGUGAAGGGGAUGAAUUUCUCUGUGGUGGUAUUUGACACAGCACCAACAGGGCACACGCUACGGCUGCUCAAUUUCCCCACCAUCGUGGAGCGGGGACUGGGCCGCCUGAUGCAGAUUAAAAACCAGAUCAGUCCCUUCAUUUCACAGAUGUGCAACAUGCUUGGCUUGGGAGACAUGAAUGCUGACCAGCUGGCCUCCAAGCUGGAGGAAACCCUCCCUGUCAUCCGAUCAGUUAGUGAGCAGUUCAAGGAUCCGGAGCAGACUACAUUCAUCUGUGUCUGUAUUGCUGAAUUUCUAUCCCUGUAUGAAACAGAGCGGCUCAUUCAGGAGUUGGCCAAGUGCAAAAUCGACACCCACAAUAUCAUAGUCAACCAGCUAGUCUUCCCUGACCCAGAGAAGCCCUGCAAGAUGUGUGAGGCUCGGCACAAAAUUCAGUCCAAAUAUCUUGACCAGAUGGAAGACCUCUAUGAAGAUUUUCACAUUGUAAAGCUGCCACUCUUGCCCCAUGAAGUACGAGGAGCUGACAAAGUCAACACCUUUUCAAGUCUGCUGUUGGAGCCGUACAAGCCACCCAGUGCAAAAUGAAGCCCUGUGGACUGACUGUUACUGAUUCUCCCUGACCCCCAACCGUUUCAUAUCAGUUCCUCCUUGCCCCUUCCCUGCAGGAACUCCACCCCUUCCAGUGACCUCUCCUCUACUAAAAAGGUGCGAUUGAGAGGCUCAUGAUAGGGUUGGAAGCAGCAGCCGUUGCUGUUUCUGCUCAUUUCUGUAUACUCACCUACUUAGAACAUACCCAAAACAAUGAUUCCAUUCCCUUCACUGACCAACGUAGGUAACUUAAACUCGAGUCAUUUCUUUUGUUUCUCUCUCACUCUAGCUUCUCCUUGAAUCAUGUCUUCUGGGUCCAAUGCCAUUCUGGCUAAGGUCCCAGUCAGGUGCUCUGAUGACACAGAGACUGUCGAUUCACUUACAGCAUCAAGGCCAUCAGUGCAAAUGGGAAGUAUGUAAAUAAAUUGUAAGGGAAAUGGUUUUGGUGCUGUUUGUUAGCUUGUUACUUUGAUUUAUCCUGGGAAUUCUUGGGAGUCAAGAGUGACACCUGGGAGUUCGGCCAGGGUGGUUUUUGUUAUCAGUCCCACUUAAACCAUCUGGGAAAGUUGUCUUCUACUUAAAAGGUGUGUUUGCUUUUAAUCAGAAUGAGCAACUUAAGUCAUUUUACUUUUGCUGCAGGACAUUAAGCAGCCUGGGGGCAUAGCUCACGAUUCCAGAAGUGGGUGGAGAAUAGUGCUUCUCCAUUGCUGGAAGUUCUACAUCUUUGACUUAAUGUUGUAGAAAGGAUAGGAAUGAGACUAUCUCAUUUUGGUGAGCUGUUUUUGUAGACUGGAAAAUAGAGGUGUGAGGAAGUCCCUAAACCGUUUUACAUGCAGAUAUUUCUCUGGCUCGCUGGAAUUUGAGUUCCCUUCACACAAGGAGCAAAACGUGCUGUUAAUAUUUCAUAGCAUGUAUAAUGUGAUUUCUGUGUAAAGGCCCUACUGAAGACAUUAGGAUUUAACAGAGCUGACUUUUCUGAGUUGAGUGUGUCACUAUAGGAACAAGAGUCCAAGAAAAACUUGAAUGUCUGGUUUCAUUUUAAGGCAAACUGGAAGACACACUGAUGAAAAAAAUAUAAUUGAACAUUUCAUGGUAGUGCAGUAUGAUCUUGGGACAGAUUCCAGAUCAUAGCUUUGAUCUCUCAUAACUGUUUUGUGCUUAGGAAGUCUUAGUCUUAUCAGUUUCUGGAACGUGCAUACAAUCACUGUCAAGCAAGCAGAGAUUUAAGGUUACUUACAAAACCUGCAAGCCCUCUAGAUGAUGCUUCGGCAAUUGGAUGCCUGCAGGUUCCCGUAGUGUAAUAAUGGUGCCCUCCUUAAGGAGGUCUUCCCACUGACCUAAUGUCAUUAAAAUUCUAAAAAUUGCCACACACAGUUCAAUCAACUUCUCUGCAUAGUCCCCAAGAAUUGAAUCACAUAUCACUUCCUUCCAAAAAAUUUAAUUCUUCACAGAUAGGAUGCAGCUUGCUAGGAAAAAAAUAUUGUGUGCAGCUCAUUUUCUGAUAGGAGAAAGCAGUUUUCCUUUUCUAUAAAAUAUUUGUAAGCAAGGUUGUGUUUUGGAAAGGACCACGUCUUAGCAGAGCGUUAAAGGCAGAAUGUCUGGAAAACAAACAAUAACAUUGAAUGCCUGUCUUCUAUUUAAAUCAGCAGGAAAAGUAGAAAACAGCUGUUGCUUCAUAUUGGACAUGUAAAACAUUUAUUUAUUUUGCUCUCACCAGGCAAAAAAUGCUCUGGUGAAUGGGAAAUCUUUCACAGAUCUUUUAUAACAGAAUUUUUUCCUCAAAUAUUGUAGCAGUUUCAGAUUUGCUAAAUGUGAAAGUCUUUGAGUUGUGUUUUUGUAACCUGGCUGGAUAACCACAACUUGCUAUACCUAUAGUCAGCCACUAAAAACUGUGUAAGAAAGA